AAUAAAAUAUAUUAGUUCAACGAUCACAGAAUCAACAAGGUUGCACCACUUGCUCGUCGUGUUCGACGCUAGAUGCUCCAAUAUAGAAUUAUUUUUACAUCAGGCAAAUGCUACUAAUAAGUUCCGCAGUCCUAUUCGUUGGUUUUUUAUCGGAACAAUGAGAAUAAUAACAGAAAUGUUAUUACCCUAUAAUAUUUUAAUUGAUUCAGAAGUUCUUGUCGCCGACGAAAAUGCAACUUCGUUUAAUAUAUUUAUCCUUUACAAAAUCCAAGCUGAGAAUAAUCACUGGAAUGUGGAGACAUUUGGACACUGGACAUCUUCGUAUGGGUUAUUUAUUAAUAAGGAAAUGUAUACGCCUACAUCGAUGCGACGGAAAAAUUUAAUGGGAGCUCCUAUCAAGUCAUCGGUGGUUGCCACCGAAGACCGAACCAGAAAUGAGAUUAUGAGUCUACGGAAUAUCUUCCAAGAUCCUGUAUCCAGAGUAAACUAUCGCCAGCUUAGUCCAAUUCAUGACUUCAUGAAUGCUACAAGGGUUACACUGUUCACAAAAACAUGGGGUUAUAUUUUGAAUGGUUCAUACAACGGUAUGGUCGGGGAUUUGACGACUGGAAAUGCUGAUCUUGCCGGUACCAUGAUAUACAUGAACAAGCCAAGAUUAGACGUUCUCGAUUUUCUGUCAUAUCCAUCACCACCUUUAACAAAGUUUGUAUUUCGCCAACCCUCCCUUUCAUAUCAGAAUAAUCUUUUCAUUCUGCCCUUCAAGCCCGUAGUUUGGCUGUGCAUUGCUGCUCUUACCGUAUUAUUAUCAGUUUUAAUUUACAUAAAUACAUAUUGGGAAUGUGUCAAACAAGAUAAGAAAAGAAAGUUUGAUCAAACAGCUUUAAAUCCUGACAUUAGUGAGAUCAUAAUUAUGGUGAUAAGUGCUAUAUCUCAACAAGGGACCAUUACAGAACUGAAAGGGUCUCUGGGAAGAUCCGUAAUGUUCAUUCUGUUCUUCUGUUUUGUGUUAAUAUACACCUCGUAUUCUGCGAACAUUGUGGCUCUAUUGCAAUCCAAAUCUAACCAGAUUAGGACAUUGUCGGACUUGUUAAAUUCUAGACUAGAACUGGGUGCGGAGGAAAAUGUGUAUAAUCGUUAUUUUUUCUCGACGGCAGCAGAUCCUGUUAGAAAGGCAAUAUACGAAAGGAAAGUAAAAUCUAAUUUCCUUACAUUAGAAGAAGGAGUUAUAAGAAUGCAAACGACCCCUUUUGCAUUUCAUAUUAAUGUUGGCGUAGGAUACAGAAUGGUUGAAAAGCAUUUUCAGGAACAUGAAAAAUGUGGUCUUCAAGAAAUCCAAUUUAUUCCACAAAAUAAAGCAUGGCAAACGUGUCGUGUCAACACUCCGUAUAAAGAAAUUUUUAAGAUCGGACUAUAUAGAAACCAAGAACAUGGGUUCAAUGACCGCGAGAAUCGACUCAUCUACGGCAAGAAACCUUCGUGUGCCUUCACCGGGAGUAGCUUCGACUCAGUUAACAUGAUUGACUUUUAUCCCGUACUUCUACUCUUCACAUACGGAUUCAUAAUAGCUAUCAUGAUAUUAUUUCUUGAGUUGUUAUAUAAGUAUCGUAUGACAGAAAAGGAGUUAAACUAA
Messenger RNA from Leptidea sinapis, 1630 nucleotides. Its product is annotated as ionotropic receptor 75a-like. The transcript has 10 exons. NCBI's taxonomy places the organism in Eukaryota, Metazoa, Arthropoda, Insecta, Lepidoptera, Pieridae. Bases 158 to 1630 code for a protein of 490 amino acids. The record is from RefSeq and is a predicted model, not a curated record. Gene Ontology annotation, cellular component: membrane. Gene Ontology annotation, molecular function: ligand-gated monoatomic ion channel activity.